Molecule: messenger RNA, 497 nt
Organism: Rubroshorea leprosula
Lineage: Eukaryota; Viridiplantae; Streptophyta; Magnoliopsida; Malvales; Dipterocarpaceae
Source: the annotation of a GenBank genome assembly
GGACUUGAUCCGCGUCGCGCACCUAAAAAUGGUGAGUGAGUCUCUCAGCGAAGACUGCUACAUCCAUAAGGAGAAAAAUUCAGACAAAGAGAAUAUGAAUAUAGAAUUCUUGGCAGAAGGUGCAAUUCAGCCCCUCUACGUCCAUUGUUGUGGCACAUCAGCCCCUCUACCUAAAAGUAGAGCAAAUCAGCCCCUCCACUUGACAAAACCCGCAAAUCAGCCCUUCUGCUGACGAUGACCUCAUCAAAUGUCAUCUUUCCAUCCACAUCCUUGUUACUUCGUUACCAAUAAAUGGCUUGGUGCUGAUAUGGCAUUGGGUAGGUGAUGUGGUCAAUUUAAACUGUAAAAUUACUAAAGAAUCUUUAUCUACUUCCUUUUCUCCCAUUCAUCUUCUCUCUCCUCCUUUACAUUCUCUCUCUUCAUAUUGCAGAUUUAUUUCUUCUUUUUUUUCAAUAGUUUAAAUUGAAAUUUUUUUAAGAUAAAUUUAAACUUUAAAA